AUGGCAUUAUCAACUGUUGCCAUGUUGGGAGCUCUUGGCAGCUUUGUCAGCCAUCUCACAGAAUCCCCUCUCCGCGCAGGAGUCUCCCUCGUCUUGUUGUGCCUGUCCGUAUAUCUCUUUCAUGUCAACCGCUUGUUGAGCGGGACCCCCGAAGAGGUACGGAGGUUGUCCCCACACCGAUGGACACGGAAUCAGAUCCGAGCUGCGUACAGGACGCUGGAGCAGCGCCCUAUCACAACGGAGUCUUUUGUAGGACAGGUGCCUCCAAAAUUGGAACGGCGUUACAUCGUCACAGGAGGCUCUGGUCUGGUCGGUGGCUAUAUCGUGCUGCAGCUCCUUGCUCGUGGCCAAGAUCCCUCGGCGAUUCGCAUUGUCGACUUCCAAGCACCACAUAGGCGUGACAUGCUCUCUGGGCCUGCGUCUAGAGUCGGCUUUGUCAAAGCAGAUAUUACUUCAGAAGAAGCCGUGGAAAGUGCCUUCUCCAAGACUUGGCCAACGGGGAUCAAGCAGCUGCCCGUCACCGUGUUUCACACCGCCGCUGUGAUUGUACCAUCUGAUCGCUCACGGCUUGUCUACGGAUUCUGCGAAGCAGUCAACGUGGGCGGGACCAUCAAUGUAUUGGAGGCAGCGAAGAGAGUCGGGGCAGACGUCCUGAUAAUGACCUCCUCAGCCUCCAUUUCCAUCCGACCGGUCGAACCAUGGGUGCGGCCGUGGCAGUGGAAGGAGUGGCCAAAGCACUACUGGCAGCUGCUGGACGAGGCAGACUUCUUCGAGCUACCAAGAGAGCACGAGGGCUACUUCGCUAAUUAUCCAGCCUCCAAAGCCCGGGCUGAGAGGAUAGUCUGUGCGGCGAACGGAAGAGCCAUGCGAACUGGCUGCAUUCGCCCAGCAAACGGUGUCUAUGGACACCCGACCGAUAACACUGUUGGCGGCCCGCUUAACAUGCAAACUUACCCAGCGUGGAGUGGCCACAUCGUACAGUCUUUUGUGCAUGGUGCAAACUGUGCCAUUGCUCAUCUUCAGAUGGAAGCUGUCCUGGCCAAACCGGAUUCAGCGUCUGCUCCCCAGGCGGGCCGGCCUUUCACAAUCACGGAUCCCAAUCCGCCCAUCGCAUACGCGGAUCUUUGGUUGCUUGUCGAAACUCUCAGUGUCACUCCUUUCCGGACAAUACCACUCCUGCCAGUUCCCAUGCUCCUCCUCUCGCACGUCAUUGAGGUUUAUUCUCUCCUUCCGAUUCGAUUUCCAUGUCUGAGAUGGUUCAUGCCUCCGAUACCGGGCAAUGCAAAACACCUCAAGCCGGCCCUUUUCUCAAUCACUACCCACCUCUUUGCAAACAACCAGGCUGCAAGGAAGCCAGUCCAAGAAGGUGGCUUGGGCUACACAGGAGUGCUUGGAACCUUGGAUGGAAUGAGUCAAGAGCUGCUCGAAUGGAACCACGAGCAUCUAGAAACUUCCCCAUUGACCAAGACAAAGUACACGAGUAGCGUUUCUCUCGCAGAGGAGAUUGAGAGAAUUCGCUCGGCCGCGGCCAAGAUUCGCCUUCCAAGCUCGAGUGGCUGA
This is a messenger RNA of Thyridium curvatum, 1560 nucleotides long. RefSeq lists its product as uncharacterized. Gene Ontology annotation, molecular function: 3-beta-hydroxysteroid dehydrogenase [NAD(P)+]/C4-decarboxylase activity; 3-beta-hydroxy-Delta5-steroid dehydrogenase (NAD+) activity. Bases 1 to 1560 code for a protein of 519 amino acids. Lineage: Eukaryota; Fungi; Ascomycota; Sordariomycetes; Thyridiales; Thyridiaceae. The transcript is spliced from 3 exons. Gene Ontology annotation, biological process: ergosterol biosynthetic process. Gene Ontology annotation, cellular component: endoplasmic reticulum. The record is from RefSeq and is a predicted model, not a curated record.